AGUUAAGGGGGUGCCCAUACUUUUUCUUUCUUUUUUCUUUUCUUUCUAAAAAUAAUCUAAUUCGUACUUUCGUCGUCGAGACCAUUUUUUUUUCGAUCGAAAAGCUCGGCGCGGAUGGGUUGUUGCAGCAGCAAAAGCAUCGAUUCGAGGGCGAAUCGGAUCGCUCGGUGGCGAUCGACGGGGAUCGUCGCCCUCCGAGACGGCAAAUUGAAGACACUACCAGAUGAACUUUUCCAGGUGGAUAAAUUUGUCAGAACACUUGAUUUGACAAAUAACAAGAUAGCUGAGAUACCGCCAGAGAUUGAUAGACUACUUACCCUGCAACGUCUUGUUUUGGCUGGCAACCUGCUUGAGUUCUUGCCAGCUAACAUUGGGAAUCUCCGGAACCUAAAGGCCAUCACUCUUGAUGGAAAUCGGAUGUCAGUCUUGCCUGAUGAAUUGGGCUCUCUUUCCAGGCUUGAGCGACUUUCUAUCUCUGGGAAUUCCUUAAUUUCUCUGCCCAAGACCAUUGGAAAUUUGCGUAGUUUGUUGCUGCUAAAUGUUUCCAACAACAAAUUGAAGUCCCUUCCAGAGUCAAUUGGUGACUGCAUUUCCUUGGAAGAAUUGCAGGCAAAUGGAAAUUCUAUUGAUGAUUUGCCUUCAUCUAUUUGCAAUCUCAUUCACCUGAAGUCCCUUUUGUUGAACAAUAAUAACAUUCGCCAGCUUCCUCAGAAUUUAUUGAAGGAAUGCAAAUCUCUGCAGAACAUUUCUCUUCACGACAACCCUAUUUCGAUGGAUCGGUUUCAGCAAAUGGAAGGAUUCGACGAGUUUGAAGGACGAAGAAAGAAAAAAUUCGACAAACAAAUCGAUUCAAAUGUCAUGAUGAGCUCCACCGCACUAGACGAGGGUCUUGAUUUGCGAUAAUCAUGAUUCUUCAUUGUAUGUUUUCUUCAUGUUUCGAUCUUUGUCCCUUCUCUGUAUAUACAAAUUUCACGAAUCUAUUCUUGAAUCCCAGUAAUUGAGGAAAUAAUUUGGUACAAGUACGGUACAGUGUAAUUUUGUGCUCACGAUAUGUUUCCUUGUGUGCAAGGAAAGGAAAAUGCUUGGACUUUUAUUUUUUUCAAAA
This is a messenger RNA of Ananas comosus (pineapple), 1105 nucleotides long. Its product is annotated as plant intracellular Ras-group-related LRR protein 7. The record is from RefSeq and is a predicted model, not a curated record. Lineage: Eukaryota; Viridiplantae; Streptophyta; Magnoliopsida; Poales; Bromeliaceae. The transcript has 9 exons. Gene Ontology annotation, molecular function: protein binding. The coding region runs from base 115 to 903 and encodes 262 amino acids.